Messenger RNA from Diutina rugosa, 2529 nucleotides. RefSeq names its product bifunctional acetylglutamate kinase/N-acetyl-gamma-glutamyl-phosphate reductase (gene ARG5,6). Gene Ontology annotation, molecular function: NADP+ binding; acetylglutamate kinase activity; L-glutamate N-acetyltransferase activity, acting on acetyl-CoA as donor. Gene Ontology annotation, biological process: L-arginine biosynthetic process. Gene Ontology annotation, cellular component: cytoplasm; mitochondrial matrix; mitochondrion. The coding region runs from base 1 to 2529 and encodes 842 amino acids. Lineage: Eukaryota; Fungi; Ascomycota; Pichiomycetes; Serinales; Debaryomycetaceae. The transcript has a single exon. The record is from RefSeq and is a predicted model, not a curated record.
AUGAUUAGACAAGUGUCCCGGUCGACUCGGGCGUUGAGACGGCUCCCGAAGGCCGCUCUCCCUCAGGUGGCGCUGGCGGCUGUCGUAGCUCAGCCUGCCACCCGCAACGCUAUCGCCGCUUACCUGACCCGUUCCACCGUGGUCCAGCUCCUCAAUAACAUUGGGCUGAAGCGCGAGGUCGAACAGUACCUCAAGUACUUCACCUCGGUCCUGCAACAGCAGUUUGCCGUGAUCAAGGUUGGUGGUGCCAUUAUCACCGACCAGUUGCCCGAGCUUGCCCUGUGUCUCGCCUUCCUUUACCACGUUGGCUUGUACCCGAUUGUCCUCCACGGGACCGGUCCCCAAAUCAACGAGUUGUUGGAAAACGAAGGUGUCGAGCCCGAAUACAUUGACGGGAUUCGGGUGACCAACCCUGAAACUAUGGCGGUGGUGCGUAAGUGCUUCUUGGAGCAAAACUUGCGUCUCGUCACUGCUCUCGAAAAGAUGGGGGUCCACGCUCGUCCCAUCACCGCUGGCGUAUUUGGUGCCGACUACUUGGACAAGGACAAGUACCAGUUGGUGGGUAAGAUUACUGCGGUGAACAAGCUGCCGGUGGAGGCGGCGAUUGACGCCGGGUACUUGCCCAUUUUGACCUCAUUGGCCGAAACUCCUCUGGGGCAAUUGCUUAACGUCAACGCUGACGUUGCUGCCGGUGAAUUGGCUCGUGAAUUUGAACCGCUUAAGAUCGUCUACCUCAACGAAAAGGGUGGUAUCAUCAACGGUCUGACUGGAGAAAAGGUAUCGCUGAUCAACUUGGACGAAGAAUACGACGAUCUUAUGAAGGAACCGUGGGUGAAGUACGGUACCAAGUUGAAGAUCAAGGAAAUACACGACUUGUUGCAACAUUUGCCGCGGUCGCUGUCGGUGGCCAUCAUCAACGUCGACGAUCUCCAAAAGGAAUUGUUCACCGAUUCGGGGGCCGGUACCUUGAUCCGUCGUGGGUACAAGUUGAUCAACCGCCAAUCGCUCGCUGACUUCGGCAACCCUGACUUGUUGAGAACUGCGCUUUUGCGUGACCCCGAAAUCAAGCUGGGGAAGCUUUCGGUGGCUCUGUACCUUAAGUUCUUGGAACUGACUCCUUUCAAGCUGUACGGUGACGAACCUCUCGAAGUUUUGGCCAUUGUCGUUGAAGGCAAGGGUGUGCCCAAGCUCGACAAGUUCUUGCUGCUGAAGUCGGGGUGGCUCAACAAUGUCACCGACAACAUCUUCAACCUGAUCAAGAAGGACUACAACAAGUUGUGCUGGAUUGUGCUGGAAAACGAUGCCAACUUGGCUUGGUACUUCAGCAAGCUGGAAGGUUCGUUUGCCAAGAACGGCCAAAUUUUGUUCUGGUACGGUCUCUCGCCCGAAGAGCUGCUGAACUUGAUUAAGGAGUUUGACGCUCUGCAUAUUGGUCUGGCGCUUUCGUCGUCGAAAGAACUGGGGGUGUUCUCUGCCUCGCAACAAGCUAGAGGGUUCCACAAUCUGGCCCGUGUCAGACUGGCUAACCCCAACCCCCCCAUCACUCAAAGCAAGAACGAAGCCAAGGCUAAAGUUGCCCUUAUUGGUGCCCGUGGGUAUACCGGUCAAAACUUGAUCAAGCUCAUCGACAAUCACCCUAAGCUUGAGAUCUCUCACGUGUCGCUGCGGGAGUUGGCUGGCCAAAAGUUGCAAGACUACAACAAGGCUCAAAUUGUCUACUCCAACUUGCAGGUUGACGACAUCAAGCAAUUGGAAGAAGAUGGCGACGUCGACAUGUGGGUGAUGGCUUUGCCCAACGGUGUGUGCAAGCCAUUCGUCGAUGCUAUUGACCUGGUUGGCAAGGGUAAGUCCAAGAUUGUUGAUUUGCUGGCUGAUUACCGGUUUGACACCACCGGCAACUGGACUUACGGGUUGCCUGAACUUCAAGACCGUCAACAAAUUGCCGCAGCCUCGCGGAUCUCCAACCCUGGGUGCUACGCUACUGCUGCCCAAGUUGCCAUUGCCCCUCUUUCGAAAUACAUUGCCGGUUUGCCCACCACGUUCGGUGUGUCGGGUUACUCCGGUGCUGGCACCAAGCCUUCCCCUAAGAACGAUGUGGCCUUCUUGUCGAACAACUUGAUUCCUUACUCGUUGACCGACCACAUCCACGAAAGAGAAAUCUCCAACAAGUUGGGCUUUGACGUCGCUUUCAUGCCUCACGUGGCUCAAUGGUUCCAAGGGAUUUCGCACACGGUGCUGAUCCCCAUCAAGAAGGGGUCGUUGACCUCGCGUGAUAUCCGUAACAUCUACCAAGAACGCUACCAGGGCGAGCAGCUCAUCAACGUCACCGGCGACAUUCCUUUGGUGCGCGACAUCUCGGGCAAGCACGGUAUCGUCAUUGGUGGUUUCGCCGUGAACUCGAAGGAAGACCGGGUGGUGAUCAAUGCCACCAUCGACAACUUGCUUAAGGGGGCCGCCACUCAAUGUUUGCAAAACAUCAACCUUGCUUUGGGUUACGGUGAGUACGAUGGGAUCCCCACCAACCAGUAA